AAACCACGAACAACAAUGGUGGUUCGUAUUCUUGGAGGAGUAUACCUCUCAUCUAUAGAGCCCAUCAACAAUAGCAUAGAUUUAAAGACAAAAUACAGCAUCUCCCAUAUACUUUCUGUGGUUCCAGGUCCUUUACCCCAAGAGUAUCUUAAAGACUAUGAGCACAAGCAAAUCGAAGUCACCGACGAGGAAACGUCGAAUUUACUAGAAUACUUUGAUUCAGCCUACGAUUUCAUCGAAGAAGGUUUGUUUAAAGAGUCGACAGAUCCAAAGAAGCACCUGAGAUGCGUUCUAGUUCAUUGUUCACAAGGAGUAUCCCGUUCUGUAACUGUAGUUGUAGCAUAUCUCAUGAAGAAGUACAAUUUGACUUUGGAACAAGCAAUGCAUGCCGUCACACGGAAGGUGCCAGAAGCACAGCCCAACGAUGGCUUCAUGGAGCAGUUGAAGCUCUACAAGGAAAUGGAUUUGAAAGUCGACUCUUCGAACGACUUGUACAGAGAAUUCGUCAUCAACAACCAACUUAGCUUAGAUCCUACUGGUGCUACAUUGAGAGAUAUGGACCUUUUCAAACCAAAACUGCAGCAGCAGCUUCUGGAAGCAGAUAAAAAUUACGAAUUGAGGUGCAAAAGAUGUCGUCAAGUAUUGGCCGUUGGUGGUCAGAUUGAAAACCACGAGCAUCCUGAUGCUGAAUCUCGCCAAUCUCAAUUCAUCAAGAAAGCUCCUAACUCUCGUAGAAUCAUUUCAGUGCAAGAGGCCAGCUCUAACUGUUCGCACCAUUUCUUGGCUGAACCCUUGACAUGGAUGAAAGAAGAACUAGAAAAAGGCGAGUUGGAAGGCAAGUUUAUGUGCCCAAAGUGUAUUGCAAAGGUAGGGGGCUACAGUUGGAGAGGUUCUAGAUGUUCGUGUGGAAAAUGGAUGAUCCCAGCUAUACAUUUACAAUCGGCCAAAGUGGAUAGUAUCAAAAACAUAGUCUUGCCGAAUCACUCUACAGUAUAAAUAGACUUUUAAUUAGCUAGCAUCAACCACCAUGUCGACGUACGAGUUGUUUUGAUCGUUGUCUUCGUUUUGAGUGACAUCUUCGUUUUCAUGUCCGAUUUCGUUUUCAUUUCCGAUUUCGUUCUCAAUUUCGUUCUCAUCCUGGUGGUUUUCGUCGAUACGAUUUAAUGAAUAAGCAUGAGAAUUC
Messenger RNA from Scheffersomyces stipitis CBS 6054, 1183 nucleotides. RefSeq names its product tyrosine protein phosphatase (gene YVH1). The transcript has a single exon. Bases 16 to 996 code for a protein of 326 amino acids. Gene Ontology annotation, molecular function: protein tyrosine/serine/threonine phosphatase activity. Gene Ontology annotation, cellular component: nucleus. Gene Ontology annotation, biological process: protein dephosphorylation. The record is from RefSeq and is a predicted model, not a curated record. NCBI's taxonomy places the organism in Eukaryota, Fungi, Ascomycota, Pichiomycetes, Serinales, Debaryomycetaceae.